Messenger RNA from Paramecium octaurelia, 2945 nucleotides. The record is from the annotation of a GenBank genome assembly. NCBI's taxonomy places the organism in Eukaryota, Ciliophora, Oligohymenophorea, Peniculida, Parameciidae.
AUGGGGAUCACAGAAUUUGAUUUGCAGCCUCUUAAAAAGAUCAAAGUGCCAGCUGAUUAUGAGAAUGAUGUGUAGUUUUAUACAGAGGCAAUAACUAGGCAGCAUGAAAAAAGGAGACAAAAAUUACUAAUGGAAUAUGAAGAAUUAUUAAUUUCAAAAUAAGUUGAAAGUUCUCAUGCCCCAUAAUCGAUUGUUUAAGAAGAUAAAUCUGAGAGUGUACAAAGUUCUAAAAUAAAUGAAAAAUUGAUGAGGGUGUAAAAGAUAAAUUAAGAGCAACGAGAAUAACAACUACUGCUAUAUUCUCAGAAACAAUAGUUAAUAGAAUCACGUAGAAAACAAAUCAGCAGUGAAAGAGAACUUAAAGCAUAAUAAAAAGAAGUAUUAGACACCUCACGAAUGGAAUAAGUUUAACGAAACAGAGCUUAGCUUUAGAAACUGACACAAGACAAAUUUGAGAAACGCAAAUUGAGUUAUGAUGCCAAGUUAUAAAAAUAUGAACUUUUUAGAUAAGCUUAAUACAUUGCCCCAAGAAAAACAAGGUUUGAUGAAACUAUGGCUCGAUAUUAGAGAAGUGUUCAGGAGAGGAAAUAACAAGAUAAGGAAAGAUUAAGAAAAUUAGAAGAAAGCUUAGAGAAGGCUAAUUCUAAGAAAUCUUCAAACAUCAUAGAAAUAAAGAGGAGAGGCUUGCUUGAAUAAUUAAAAAUAGAAGAUGUACUUUUCAACAGAGAAAGAUCAUAACAUGCAUAAUAAAUUCGAUUGCUAGAUAAAUUACAAGUGAGAACAGAGAUAUUGAGACCUAAUAAGAACGAACCCAAAGCUAAACCUUAUCCAUUCCCCAAGUUCCUCUGUCAAAAAGAGUAAAGAAAAGAAAACUCAUCAGCAAUAUUCCACUUUGCUUCAGAAAUUGCAGAGUAACUAGAUUAAGUUAGUAUCCAUGACUUAGAGAGUAAACUACUAGAGUUGAGCUCGGCUUAAGACAAAGUACAAAGAGAUUAAUUUGUUAAAACUAAUUAUUUGUUUUUAUAUAACUGAUAUGGAUUAUCUCACAUAAGAUGAAGUAGGCGGUAUUGUUGCCAAAGGUCUAGCUGCUCUCUAUUUAGAAAGGCCAUAAUUUCCGAUUGAUUAUCUUGCCAAAUGGCUGCUCACUUACUCGGAAUUGCUUAAGAAAUAAAAGACAAGGGAAGAAAGAGUAAUGAAUAAAAAUUCAUAAUCAUUAGUAACAAGUUAAAGAAACAAAAAUUAAGGAAUUCAAAGUUCUAACUGAACAAUUAGCAUAUCUGUAAGAAGAGAGUCUAAGACUUGAAAAUUAGUAAAAGGAGAAACAUGAAUAAUUUUUGGAAUCAAUUAAAUAGGCUAAAUAUCAUGAUGAAUUCUUAGGUGAUGUAUUUUGUGAUUAUGUGACAAAGCGAUUUGUAAUUAUCAUAUCUAAUUAAAGAGAGUGAAUUCUUAUGUUUGUGAACUUGAUUUUCCAAAAAAGGAGAUUGAUUUAAAUUAGGAAGAUGAUGAAAAUGCUCACAUCAAUUUAGAAGGAACAAAACUAUUGACAUAUAUUUACGCUGAUCAAAAUUCGAAAUUCCUUAUUGGUCAAAAUUUGCUACCAGAAACAGGAGUUACAUAUGAUGCAUUGAAAGAACCACAACCAGAUGAAAAUGGUGAAGUAGUUUAAACUAAUGGCAUCUAUAUCCAAAAUGUUGUCAAAGAGCCUAGAAUCGUAUAUCACAAAUGGCCUAAAUUGGGUGCUUAUUAUGCAAUCCCCCUUAUCUAUUAGAGUUGUCUUUAUGAACAAUCAUUUGAUUAAGGUAUUGAGCAGAGAUCACAGUAUUUAAUACUAAAAGAGAAUCAAGACAAGGAAAGAUCAGCAAAAGAAGCAGAAUUUGAGGAAAGACUUGAAUCAGAAGAUCCAGCUGUUAUUGAAUAGGAAAAACAAGCAUAUUUAGCUAGUUUAGAACCGCUUUUGGAGCCAUCAUUUGCAUAAUAAAAAAAGGAGUAUGUAUUUUGCAUUGAUACUUUGGGUUAAGACAGAGAAAUACCUGAAAACCAUAGACAAGAAAUUUUCGAUUUAGUUAAUUUGUUAAUUAAGUAAUGGGAACUCUAAGAAAUACAAUCGAUGAAGGCUGAUGUUGAAUUACAAUUGCAUUAUCAAUCUAAUUUGGGUGCUCCAUUCAAAGAAAUAUUAGAAAAUUGGGCAUUAGAGGAGGAAUAAUACAUUGAUAGUCACUCAGAGAAGUUAGCAGAAUUCAAGGAGAAUGAAAAAUUAUUAUCAUAUGAGACUGAUUGUUUGAGAUUAGAAAGAUUAAGGGAGAAAUUAAGUGAUAAGGAAUUUAUUUAGCCACUCCUAAAUCUGAGUAAUUGUAGAAUUAUCAAAUUCAAUACAAUCAUCUAAGCAGGUCUAUAUUUAAUUGGAGCAAAUAAAUUAGACAUUAAUUUACCAGAAUCCAAUAGAUUAAACAUAAGAAAAUUGGUUCUAGAUGAGAAUCUCAUUCAAUAGAUAGUGGCCUACAAUCAUAAGGGACCUAAGCCAGAACCACAAUACAAGUGGUGUUAUGUUGAUAGAGUUUAGAAGAGAGUUGAAAAAAUUGAAUAAGAAUAAGUUGAUGCUUACAAUGUAAUUUUGGGAAGAUUGCUGAAAUUUUUAUAAUUGACCUGUAAGUUAAGAAAACUAGAUAUUGAAAUCAGAAGAGAAAAUAUUGCUAAUAAGAGGAAGUAAAUUGAAUAAUUGAAGGAAGAGGCAUCAAAAUUGCUAGAACAAAAAGAGUUAGCAUUAAAGGAACAUAAAGAAUAGGUAAAUGAAUUAUUUAUAAAAGUUAUCUCCUGAAGAAUUAGAAGAGUUCAAUUAAGAAGAAUGGGAAGCUAAUUUUGAUAGUGAACAUCCAAUGCCAGAAAUACCUGAAAAUCCAGCAGAUGAGAUUGAUGAUGAUUAUAUUAUUGAGCCACCUUAACAAUGA